This is a messenger RNA of Cololabis saira (Pacific saury), 4880 nucleotides long. It is a transcript of the gene dnm3b, whose product is annotated as dynamin 3b. Gene Ontology annotation, molecular function: GTPase activity; GTP binding; microtubule binding. The coding region runs from base 593 to 3094 and encodes 833 amino acids. Gene Ontology annotation, cellular component: microtubule; cytoplasm; membrane. The transcript has 21 exons. Lineage: Eukaryota; Metazoa; Chordata; Actinopteri; Beloniformes; Belonidae. The record is from RefSeq and is a predicted model, not a curated record.
CCGUCUGUCGGUGUACAACAGCGAGGCGCAGCUUCGCAAUUAAAGCGCAGGAAGGAGAGAAAAAAAAAAAGGCGAAGUGGGGGGCAAAAAUGAUUUAUCUGUCAACGGCGAAUUUGUGUUGGGGAUUUAGAUUGCUCUGACUAUCAGCAUAUACACUACCGAACGGUCCUGGCCGGGGCGAGCAAAGGGAUUGAUGCGUAAAAGCUGCAGGACGGUAGCAGCUGCUGCUUGUAUAAUCGUCCGCCUUUUUGCUGCUUGAUCUGCGCGUCGUUUCAGCACUGGACAGCGACCGGGACCGGCGCCCGCUGAAAACACGGUGAGGGGCCCCGAGGAGACACUCAGGGGACACCCAGGGGACACCCAGGGGACCGGGAAGGACACCGAGGGGACACCCAGAGGGAACCUGAGGCGGGUCGCCUGGACCCCUCGCUUUGGCUCCGGGGGCCAAUGCGCCUCUAGUCUUCACAUCAACAAGCAGCACUGCUCGUCCUGGACUAAGAUAGCAGCACCACAUCCCCCCCAUCCCUCCCUCCCUCCCUCCCGACUGCUUCCAUUCGCUGAUCCCGACGAGUCCUGCGUCUAAAGAGGCACCAUGGGAAACCGUGGCAUGGAGGACCUGAUCCCUCUGGUCAACAAGCUGCAGGAUGCCUUCAGCUCCAUCGGCCAGGCCUGCAACCUGGACCUGCCGCAGAUCGCCGUGGUCGGCGGCCAGAGCGCGGGCAAGAGCUCCGUGCUGGAGAACUUUGUCGGCAGGGACUUUCUGCCCCGUGGCUCUGGCAUCGUCACCCGCAGGCCCCUGGUUCUGCAGCUUAUCAGUGCCAACACUGAAUGGGCUGAGUUCCUCCACUGCAAAGGGAAAAAGUUCACAGACUUUGAUGAGGUUCGCCAGGAGAUCGAGGCCGAGACUGAUCGGGCCACAGGGGCCAACAAAGGCAUAUCUCCGAUUCCCAUCAACCUCCGGGUUUACUCCCCUCACGUGCUGAACCUGACUCUCAUCGACCUGCCGGGGAUCACCAAGGUGCCGGUCGGGGACCAGCCGGUGGACAUCGAGCAGCAGAUCCGGGAGAUGAUCAUGCAGUUCAUCACCAGAGAGAGCUGCUUGAUCCUGGCCGUCACCCCGGCCAACAGUGACCUCGCCAACUCCGACGCCCUCAAACUGUCCAAGGAUGUGGACACCCAGGGUCUGAGGACGAUUGGAGUGAUCACCAAAUUGGAUUUGAUGGAUGAGGGCACGGAUGCUCGAGAGGUGCUGGAGAACAAGCUGCUGCCACUCCGAAGAGGUUACAUCGGGGUGGUGAAUCGCAGUCAGAAGGACAUCGAUGGCAAGAAGGACAUCAAGGCCGCUUUAGAGGCUGAGAGGAAGUUCUUCUUGUCCCACCCGGCGUACAGGAACUUUGCGGAGAAGAUGGGCACGCCUCGCCUGCAGAAAGUGCUCAACCAGCAACUCACCAAUCACAUCCGGGACACCCUGCCAGCUUUUCGCAGCAAGCUGCAGUCCCAGCUGUUGGCUCUGGACAAGGAGGCCGAGGAAUACCGAGGAUACCGGCCUGAUGACCCGUCCCGCAAAACCAAGCAGCUGUUGCAGAUGGUGCAGCAGUUCUCCGUGGACUUUGAGAAGAGGAUCGAGGGUUCGGGGGACCAGGUGGACACGGUGGAGUUGUCCGGGGGAGCAAAGAUCAACCGUGUCUUCCACGAGAGAUUCCCCUUUGAACUGGUCAAGAUGGAGUGUGAUGAGAAGGAAAUGCGCCGUGAGAUCAGUUAUGCCAUCAAAAAUAUCCACGGUAUUAGAACUGGACUUUUCACUCCAGAUAUGGCGUUUGAGGCUAUCGUGAAGAAGCAGAUCAUGAAGCUGAAGGAGCCUUGCGUCAAGUGUGUUGACAUGGUGAUCCAGGAGCUCAUUAACACCGUACGCCAGUGCUCCAACAAGCUGGAUUCCUUCCCCACGCUGCGCGAGGAAACCGAGAGGAUUGUGACCUCACACAUCCGAGACAGAGAGAGCCGGGCCAAGGACCAGGUUCUGCUGUUGAUCGACAUCCAGCUCUCGUACAUAAACACCAACCACGAGGACUUCAUUGGCUUUGCUAACGCUCAGCAGAGGAGCAGCCAGACUAAUAAGAGCCAGAGUGCAGCUGGGAAUCAGGUGAUUCGCAAAGGCUGGCUGACCAUCAACAACAUCAGCAUCAUGAAAGGAGGAGCCAAGGAGUACUGGUUCGUGCUGACCGCUGAGAGCCUGUCCUGGUUCAAGGAUGACGAGGAGAAAGAGAAGAAGUACAUGCUCCCGCUGGACAACCUGAAGGUCCGCGACGUGGAGAAAAGUUUCAUGUCCAGCAAGCACAUAUUCUGCAUCUUCAACACGGAGUCGAGGAACGUGUACAAGGACAAUCGCACCCUGGAGUUGGCCUGUGACUCUCAAGAGGACGUGGACAGCUGGAAAUCAUCUCUGCUCCGCGCUGGAGUCUAUCCUGAAAAGACGGCUUCGGUUGAGAGCGAGACCACCACCACCACGGACAACUUCUCCAUGGACCCCCAGCUGGAGCGGAAGGUGGAGACCAUCCGUAACCUGGUGGACUCGUACAUGGCCAUCGUCAACAAGUGCAUCCGGGACCUGAUCCCCAAGACCAUCAUGCACCUGAUGAUCAUUAAUGUGAAGGACUUCAUCAACGCAGAGCUGUUGGCUCAGCUGUAUUCUGCCGGGGACCAGAACUCCCUGAUGGACGAGUCCCAGGAGCAGGCCCAGAGGAGGGACGAGGUGCUGAGGACCCACCAGGCCCUGAAGGAGGCCCUGGCCAUCAUCGGGGACAUCUCCACCUCCACCAUCACCGUCCCCCUGCCUCCACCUGUGGACAACUCCUGGGUGGGAGGAACCAGUGGGGGUCGCAGGUCCCCUCCCCCCAGCCCCACCGCCCCGAGGAGGAUGUCCUCCGGCCAGCGUCCAGCUCCCCGAGGGGCCCCGCCGCCACCAAACCGCCCGGGGCCGCUGGGGCCCUUCAACAACACUGCUGACAGCCCUCAGGCUCCCAGCCGCCCCAACAGGGCCCCCCCCAGCAUCCCCAGCCGGCGGCCUCCCCCGUCUCCUACAAGACAGGCCCCAUAAUCAUCUCAUCAUCCAGGAGGGAGGGGGGUGUCUGGUACCCCGGUGACCCCGGUGACCUCCCCCCCCCACCUCAGCCACGGCUGUCCUGCUCUCCUUAGUGCUGACACUGAAGUCUCCCCGACCCCCUUUGAACCUCAAGCCCCCCGUCCCCCCCCCAACCCCCCGCCCCCCCACCAGGCGACGGCGUCCAUAUAUCUGUGUACAGUAUGGUACUUGUCUUGUGGUGUAUGUGUACGUGCUGCUUUGUUGCUCGCCUGCGAUACGGGUUUUUGGUUUCUGCAGGACCCGGUAUCGGUCCCUGGGACAUCCUCCUCCCCCUCCUCCACCUUCACAAGCAGAACCUUCCCUCAGCAGAGCCCCCCCGUCACCACAACCCCCCCCGUCACCGCUCACGCUACCCUACUCAUUCCAAAGUGCAGCAUGGCACAUGAGCUGCUUCUCUUGCAUGGGGGUGCGUGUAUGUAGAGUGUGUGCACGUGGGGUUUGUGUGUAUGUGUAAGAAGGAGGGACUAAUUUGCCUAUAUGUAGGCUGACGUUGAUUUAGUAUUGUAUGAAUAUAUUGUAUAAUGCCCCCCCCCCCACCCCCAACACCACCAGUGGUAACUACUGUAUCAGCUUGAUGUUCUCUCAUAGGAACAGAAGUUGGGUCUUAGUGUAAGUGUGUAUAUGCAUUUUUUUUUUUCUGUGAGGAUAAUACCGUGUAUGUGUAUGUGUGUGUGUGUGUGUGUGUGUGCGUGUGCGUGUGUGUGUGAGAGAGAGAGAGAGAGUGUGAGGCUGUGCGUGUGUGUGUAUGUGUGUGCUGUCCGUCUGCACGUUUGUUGGCAUUUCAGUUCCAUUUGUUUUCUUGGUCAAAGCUGUUAAUGAAUAAUUAUAUAACCCUUUCAAGGGGGAGAAUUUACCGUGUGACUGUUGUGAGUCGUUCCCGUGUCGUAGUAGCAAAGUCAUACACACAUAGCAAGGCUGAGGAGCACAUUCAGUAUUCUACUCUAUGGAAAAACAGCCUCAAUAAUGCAUCCACCAUAGGUGUCCACCUGUGCUGUAUCAGUGGUCGAAUUCGUGACCCCUUUACGGCCUGAAGCUCUGAUCCACAUGCUGACUGGAGAGACGGACGGGACUGGAGCGUUGCACUUGGAGAAGAAUAAAAAAAAGAAAAAAAAAAGAAAACUUCUUGGAUAGACAAGUUCAUCUAACAAUGGACCGUGAAAUGCUUUAACAGGUUUCCAUUUAGCCUUUUUCUCAGGUUUGAAACAUGCAAGUCCAUGCACAUCACAAACCUCUUUGAACCAAAACUCUCCUCUUUUUUUUUUUCUGCUCGCUUCCUUCCAAACACUGAAGCCAGCCCGUCAGCAUUUGCAUCACGGCUUGAGGUCGUAUCGUCAGUGUUUCAAGUGCUUCUCUGUCCGUUUGUUAUUGUGUAUGUGGGCCUAAACUGUGUGUUUAUGUAUAUAGGUAAAGAUAAGGAGAUGUAUCAGUGGAUUAUUAACAACCUCGUUGAGAAUCCUAGCGCUUUAAUUGUUCUCUUUGUCUCUCUUCACUACAUGCUUUUCUCUAAUUUAGACUGCCUUACUGGCAUGAGUUACAAUUCUUUAUUGCCAAAGUUAAUUAAAGAAGGAGAAUUGCAAAGUUAAAAAGAAAAAACAAACAAAUCAGCUGUAAACCAGCAUCAGUAUGGUUCUGUAUUUAGCAAAGGACACAAGGACAUAAUGUUAAAUUUGAGAAAAUGCAUCAACUGUUAUUUUUUGUGUGUCUGUAUUGCUCCUCAAUAAACUUCUUCCUCAUGAUAUCA